Messenger RNA from Sapajus apella (tufted capuchin), 1452 nucleotides. It is a transcript of the gene FOLR1, whose product is annotated as folate receptor alpha. Gene Ontology annotation, cellular component: external side of plasma membrane. NCBI's taxonomy places the organism in Eukaryota, Metazoa, Chordata, Mammalia, Primates, Cebidae. Bases 139 to 1020 code for a protein of 293 amino acids. Gene Ontology annotation, molecular function: signaling receptor activity. The transcript has 7 exons. Gene Ontology annotation, biological process: cell adhesion; sperm-egg recognition; fusion of sperm to egg plasma membrane involved in single fertilization. The record is from RefSeq and is a predicted model, not a curated record.
CAUUCCCACUCCCUGCCCCACUGCCCGUCUCCUAGGCCACUAAACCACAGCUGUCCCCUGGAAUAAGGCAAGGGGGAGUGGAGAGCAGAGCAGAAGCCUGAGCCAGACCCAGAGCCACCUCCUCUCCCAGGGACAGACAUGGCUCAGCGGAUAACAAUACAGCUGCUGCUCCUUCUAGCUUGGGUGGCUGCAGUAGGGGGGGCCCGGACACUAACUGUGCGGGCCAGGACUGAACUUCUCAAUGUCUGCAUGGAUGCCAAGCACCACAAGGAAAAGCCAGGCCCCGAGGACAAGCUGCAUGAGCAGUGUCGUCCCUGGAGGAAGAAUGCCUGCUGUUCUACCAACACCAGCCAGGAAGCCCACAAGGAUGUUUCAUACCUGUAUAACUUCGACUGGAACCACUGCGGAGAGAUGGCACCUGCCUGCAGACGGCAUUUCAUCCAGGACACCUGCCUCUAUGAGUGCUCCCCCAACUUGGGGCCCUGGAUUCAGCAGGUGGAUCAGAGCUGGCGCAAAGAGCGGGUACUGGACGUGCCCCUGUGCAAAGAGGACUGUGAGCAAUGGUGGAAAGAUUGCAGUACCUCCUACACCUGCAAGAGCAACUGGCACAAGGGCUGGAAUUGGACCUCAGGGUCUAACAAGUGCCCGGCGGGAGCUGCCUGCCUAUCUUUCCAUUUCUACUUCCCCACACCCACUGAUCUAUGCAAUGAAAUCUGGAGUCACUCCUACAAGGUCAGCAACUACAGGCGAGGAAGUGGCCGCUGCAUUCAGAUGUGGUUUGACCCGGCCCAGGGCAACCCCAACGAGGAAGUGGCGAGGUUCUAUGCUGCAGCCAUGAAGGAUGAGGCCCCUUCCAUCUGUAAUUUGAGGCACAGGGGCUGUAUAUUUACAGUCUAUAUACAUGUAUGUCAGUGGAUUGCAACCUUAUUAGACUCAAUAUUUCCCUUUUAUGACAGAUAUUUUUUAGAUUCUCUUUUCUAUCCUGCAAUCAAAUUCAAAAGAACCUAUUUGUAUGCAUAAUUUUGUAAAUAUCAACAUAAUGCUCUGUAAUAUAAAGGAGAAACAGAAAGUAACUUGUAAUAAAAUAAUAUAUAUUUCAACAUGUCAGUUCUCUGGUAUGACUACAUUAGAAGGCAUUAGGAAACAGCACAUGCUUGCUUUUGUCAUAAAAUCAUUAUGAACGGGGAGCUACAAAUGAAGAUUGAUACAGGUGUAUUAUAUUGGUGAUUUGAACACUGUAAGAUACCAUAAUAUAAGCAAUGUUGCCGUUGAUGGCAUAAUUUUCUAAAAUAGUGAAUAACUCUAGUAGAACAAAACACAUAGUACUGCCUUCUAUUUCAUAGUGUUUGGAGUCCUGGAAAACCCAGUCUAGAUUAAAAUCUUGUGAAAAUAUUAUGUGACUAUAUGUUAGACAGAGAUAGAUUUAAAAAGUAGGGCCUUUGCUUACUUUUU